This is a messenger RNA of Hevea brasiliensis (rubber tree), 1771 nucleotides long. Its product is annotated as cytochrome P450 81C13. Lineage: Eukaryota; Viridiplantae; Streptophyta; Magnoliopsida; Malpighiales; Euphorbiaceae. The transcript is spliced from 2 exons. Gene Ontology annotation, molecular function: iron ion binding; heme binding; oxidoreductase activity, acting on paired donors, with incorporation or reduction of molecular oxygen. The coding region runs from base 115 to 1632 and encodes 505 amino acids. The record is from RefSeq and is a predicted model, not a curated record.
CUUUCAUAGUUUCUGUAACCAUUAGGAUAAAAUAUGGAGAGUUAGAUUGGAUUGGUUGUUGAUUUGGAUGAACCUUUCGUUUCCUCUCUGGGUUUAUCGUUUUUCUGCUUUUCAAUGGAAAGCAUGGACUAUUACCUUGCUCUCUUGCUCGUCGUUUUCUUGCUUAAAAAAAUCUUGUUCCAUCGGAAGCAAAAUUUACCUCCCGGUCCACUUGCUCUUCCAGUUCUUGGGCACCUCCACCUCAUCCGGAAGCCACUUCCUUUGGCGCUACAGACUCUCCUGUCACAAUACGGUCCAAUUCUAUCCCUAAAAUUUGGUUCCCGAUCUGUUAUUGUAGUUUCUUCACCAUCCGCAGUUGAAGAAUGCUUAACCAAGAAUGAUAUAAUAUUUGCAAACCGACCCCAGUCCAUGGCUGGGGAUCAUUUCACCUACAACUAUUCUGCCUUUGUUUGGGCACCUUACGGUGAUUUUUGGCGGAUCCUACGGCGACUCACUGUUGUUGAAGUCUUCUGUUCGAAGAGCCUCCAGAAAACUUCUGCCAUCCGUGAGGAUGAAGUUGGUAUGCUACUCUGCCGACUGUUUAGGGUCUCAGCUAGUGGCAAGCGAAAGGUGGAUUUGAAGUUUCUAUUUUCUCUUCUAACCUGCAAUGUGAUGAUGAGAAUGACCGUCGGAAAACGUUGUGUGGAAGUGGAGACUGAGGAUUCAGAGUUGGAGAAGCAAUUAUUUCAAGAAUUCAAGGAGACGUUCUUUCCAAGCCUCUCCUUGAAUAUCUGUGAUUUUAUCCCAGUCUUGAGGAUGAUUGGUUUCAAAGGGAUAGAGAAGAGCAUGAUAAAGAUGAAUAACAUGAGAGAUAAAUUUUUGCAAAAUUUGUUAGACGAAGUUAAACUAAAGAGAAUCAAUUCCAAAACAUCAGAUGAGGAAGAGAAAAGGUCUCUGGUUGAAACUCUACUGUCCCUGCAAGAAUUAGAACCUGAAUUUUACACAGACGAAGUUAUCAAAAGUAUUAUGGUGAUGAUGUUCAUCGCCGGAGCAGAAACAUCAGCAGUCACUUUGGAAUGGGUAAUGUCACUCCUCUUGGAUAAUCCAGACGCAUUACAGAGAGUGAAAGCAGAGAUUGAUCACCAUGUUGGACAUGGGCAAUUGCUGAAUGAUUUGGAUCUUGUCAAGCUUCCCUACCUCCGGUGUGUCAUAAAUGAGACACUUAGAUUAUAUCCUGCAGGACCCCUUAUGUUACCUCAUUUGUCAUCUGAAAGUUGCACAGUCGGAGAAUUUGAGAUCCCAAGGGACACAAUACUGUUGGUGAAUGUUUGGGCGAUGCAUAGGGACCCCAAAGUUUGGGAGGAUCCCAAUGAGUUCAAGCCUGAAAGAUUUGAGGGACAUUUAGGGGAACAACAUGGCUUCAAGUAUAUUCCUUUUGGUGCAGGGAGGAGAGCAUGUCCCGGUGCUGGCAUGGGCAUGCGCAUGGUUUCAUUGGCAUUGGGUGUGCUUAUUCAGUGCUUUGAAUGGGAAAAGGAUGGGUUAGAGAAAGUGGACAUGAGCUACAAUUAUAGAAUCUCGCUUUCUAAGGCUAAGCCCUUGGUUGCUUUGUGCAGUCCACGCCAAGAGUCGGUUGAACUUCUCUCCCAACUUUAGACCCUUUGGACUUGAAGUUCCCUCCCUGUUCAUUUUGAGAUUGUAAUAGCACUGUUUGAUGUGAAGAAUCCACUAUUUCUGCAAUAAUUAAAGAUGAUACUUGCUGAGUGAGAAUAUGAAACCUUGUAAUUUUUCAGAA